GGUGCGGUCAUACCGAGCUCAGCCUGCGUGUCAGUGCAGUCGACUUACAGCUGGCUGUGAGGACAACUGACGCUCUACCCUCCACUCUGCUCUCCACCACCGCGACCCUUCACUGAAAACUCUCCUAAACUCCGUCAGAACAACUCACCAGACUCCGAUCCUCUCCGCUGUUUUAAAAAAAACAUAUUAUUAAAGUGGGUUUUAUAGGAAACUGAAGUUGGAGGCUGGGCCUUUAGCUUUCUGACCGAGCGGAGAAGAAGAAGAAGAAGAAGAAGAUAAAAAGCUGGUCUUUUAUUUUUUUUUCUUGUUUAAAAAGUCGAUAAAUGCUACUCACGAAAAUGGACCUGUUGAACUACCAGUACCUGGACAAGAUGAACAACAACAUCGGGAUCCUCUGCUACGAAGGUGAAGCAGCUUUGAGGGGGGACCCCAGGCUCCAGUCCUUGUCCCUGUCCUCGUCCUCGUCCUCCUCUUCGUCAUCGUCGUCCUCAUCCUCCUCCAUCUCCAGCCACAGGACAGGUCCUCCUCCCAUUAGCCCUACCAAGAGGAAGCUGAAUGGGGAACAGGGGGACAGCGACAUGGACGACAACGAGCAUGUGGCAAAGAUGAGCCGACUGUUUGCUGCACAGCUGAAACCUAAUGGAGACUAUCGCAGCUCCCCGGUCUCUAAGGACCGCAGCCGGAGCCCCAGCGAGCGAGUGGUGGUGCCCGGUGGUCUUGCAGUCCACAGCAACCAUCUGUACAGCCACGCACACCACCACCAUCUGCACCUGGCCAGCUUAGCCGGCAUGGACCAGCCACUGGCGUUAACCAAAAACAGCAUGAUGGAGCCUGCACGAAGCAGCACAGCAGCCAUGACCACAGUGCCGCAGGCAGUCAGCGCCAUGGAACGCCAGCAGAAUCGUCCUUCAGUGAUCACAUGCGCUCCAGCCAACAACCGCAACUGCAACCUGUCUCACUGUCCAGUCUCUCACAAUGGCUGCUCAAGCCUCACUAACAACUACAGGAGAGCCAACACCAACACAGCCUGCGACCCAGUGAUUGAAGAGCAUUUCCGCCGCAGCCUUGGGAAGAACUACAAAGAGCCCGAGCCGGCCACCAACUCCGUGUCCAUCACUGGCUCGGUGGACGACCACUUCGCCAAGGCGCUGGGCGAGACCUGGUUGCAGAUCAAAAACAAGGGGAGUCCCUCGUCGUCCGGCAGCAGCCCAAACUCCUCCCCCGACAGUCACAUGAUCAACCACAACCACUCCCCAUCUGUGGUCUCCUGAAGGGCCCGAGAGAUUUUUAGAGGGAUUUGCCCCCCCUGCUCCCCCAGCCCCCCACAGCCCACUCCCAAUCAUCCCGACUCCAACAUCCAUGUCCCUGUCACUCUGUCGGUCUGUCACCAGCGUCCCAGAGGCAGCGCCCGCCUGCGGGUCGAGCCUGCUCUCUCCCUCUAUGCACUCGUAGAGGAUCAAAUCAGCAAUAUAUAACAACUGUCCUCUGGUUUGCUAAUGUCAGACAAUAAUCAGUCAUGAGUGAUGAGGGCUCAACUCUUGGACUGACAGGAGCAUCAUCGGGCAAGCGUCUGUAGUUAUAUGUACAUAAAGAGAGGGAGGAGAGGCGGUGUUUUAAUUAUUCAUUUUCUUUUCUUCUUUGUUGUUGUUGUUUUGUUUUUAUUUUUAACAGUAGUUGUUGUGUACUGCUUCUGCGUUAUGAGAUGCCGGAUGUUUGAUAGAAGAGAUGAGAAAGAACCACUUUGGAGAAAAUAAUCACAAACCACCUGACUGUGCUACCAAAGAAACCUUUAGACGUUGACGUUUAUCAAUGCCCAGAUCAAAAACAACAAAAAGCCAUCGACUUGGCUCCUCUCUGGUCUCUUCUAAGUCUCUCACCUUCUCUCUCCUCUGUUUGUGUUACUGUACGUGUAAACUUAAUCGAUCGACUCGGUCUGAUUUGCACUACUGCCAUAGAAGGUGGGGGCUGACAUGUCAACAUCACAAUCUGGCACUGUAAACACUGGGACUGAAAACUCAAACUGACUGAAUUCAACAUUUCUGGGACCUGGACAUAAUUUCAUCCAAUAAUAUUACCAUGCUGCAUUAUUUAUUCAAUGCAUUUCUGAAGAAUGGAAAAACACAUAUCAGCACGGUCGGGGAGUAAUAAUCGAUUUGGAUACCGUGUUCCCCGAUCGUCAAAAAUAUAUCUGAUCUGGUUUAAUUUAGCCAUAAACUAAAAGAAGGUGGGUGAAAAGCAGAAUCCCAUCCCAAGCCAUUUCACUUCCUGUUUGUUCAUCACAUGUAACAUGUUAACUUAUCGUUCCCCACCAGCAGAGUCAGAGUCCACAUUAAGUCACACAUGUGGGUGCAGAGAGCGAGCCUUAUUAAAUUUGGGGUGUAAACAAUUAGUUAAACUGUGUGAGGAACAGGCCGCUCUUCAAUUAAAGUAAACUGCUGUCACCAUGGAAACUUACAGAAGCCUUACUCACCCAUAUUAUUCCACAUCUCUGCCAUGAGUAAUGAGGAAAAUGCAGAGAAAUAUGUGCAAAAAAUAUCCCUUCAAAUUCACAUCAAGCCAACUGGAGUGUAAAGUAUGAGGAUGUAGGGUCUUACUCAGAUUCUUCACCCACUGGUCUUUACCUGGUCAAAUAAUGUGCCAAAUUGUUGUGCGGUGAUUUGUUUUACGAGCACAGUCAGGUUUUUUUAUCAAAUCAGUGAGCGGUGGUGUUGAUGGACGUGGUGCAAAGUGCAGCGGGUCGCAGAGCGCUGUUCGCAGAGACAAUGAGCUUUGAUGUGCUUCACGGGCUGAACUGAACUGCUGACAGCGACGGGGGGAUAGAUGACACUGCAUGUCACUUUGUGGUUGAAAGAAAAGAAGAUAAAAAAAAAAGAACUGUCUGGCUUCUUGACCGGGGGAGAGAAGAUUAUUCAGAUCUCUUCAAACACGCCCUUUGUUUUUGUGUCUCUUUGAACACGGGUGUUGUAAUUAUAUUUGGCUGACACCCUGCUGCCCCUCCCUCCCUCCCUCCCUCCCCCCCCUACACACUGUGGUUUGGUAGAUUUCUAUAAGGUUCGAAGGGUAAACUAAUGCUUUUACAGAUGCAUGUAUUUUUUCUUUUGUUUUUUUUAAUAGCUGGUAUCUAUUAGUGUUUUUAAGCAUUUCAAUCUUAACUACUAUUAGCCUUUUCAUUUGGACGGUAGUUGUUACUUCUUUUGUUGUUAGUAACGGACAUAGACACUAUACACUCACUGCUGGGUCAGUUGUACUCCAUAUUAUUAUUGUUAUUGUUAUUAUUACAGUUUUGUACUUUUGUUUUCCAUUAAUAUCAGUAUGGUAACAAACAUCUGUAGUGGGACAAGCCUCCGGACAGGCUCUGUGUAACCAUUGAGACCUGAGUUUCUCAAAACCAGCUCAGCACGACGGACGUGGUCGUCCGGGCGCUGAGUCGGCUUCGGGAGACGCUGCCCGUUAACGGUUUUCUUAAGAUGUUGAUCCAUUGGUGGUACAGGAUGCUACAGCCUUCAGCGUGACUGAGCUGAGACACCAGUUUGGCACAAAUCGGUCUUCAGGGCCUUGUUUUCCACAAAGCCUGAGAUACAGUAAAACAACGCGAUUGUUGCGAGACUAUUUGGGUGACGUCUUAAAACCGCCCCCUUCGCACCAGCCUCUACGUGCGCUCCAAGACGUACUAAGUAGAGGACAAGCUAGCAGGCUAGAGAGCUUUUGGAAAACAAGGUGUUGUUGAUGGUCAGAGUUAGUGAUGACGGCUCUCAGACAUUUUUCUGACACAUAGAAAAAUGUCUUACACUCGUUUCAAUUUUACCGCUCAAGAGAAAAAACAACAUUGGAAACAACGUUGAGAUGUAAAACGAACAAAACAACUCUUGUUCAGUGUGGAUUCAUGAUGCGCCGUCAAAACUCUCUCAAACCUCAACAGUUGACUCAUUGUGUCCUGACUUGGUGUCCAGACUUUUUUUAUUUUUGCUUUAUAUUUCACUGCUUUCUGUUCUGAACAACAUUGUAUUGUCGCUGCAGUUCCAGCUGCAGCCUGAAGAAAUGAAUUCUCCUCUGUAAAAAGAGCCUGCGCCACAGCCGCAUACAUUCCUCCUAUAGGGAACUUUGUACAGGCCCCAUUUACACUCAGUAUCUCCACAUCAACAGACCGAGCUGAUAACCAGCCACUUGUCCCAGAGUUCCCAGCGGACGUCUCGCUUGGUGUUGUGGACACCUUGUUAUUCUGACAUAACGUAUGACGGAGGAACACACGAUGCCAUAAAACUUUCCAGGGCGUUCAGAGCGAAGAACGUAUAGAAGAGUUGGGAAAACGUUUAGUGUCAUUGCAUGUCUCUAACAGGACGUUUACAGAUUCGGCUUUAAUCAAAUACGACGAGUACAUCCGUUAAAGUUCUGUACACAGAACGUCAGUGAUCUCGAAUAUCCUCACAUUCCAUCCUCUCAUAUCAGAACAGAACAGACAGAGCCAGAACUGAUGGUACAUGUUUUUAAAUCCUAACCCAACAGCCAGAGAGUCGGUUUCAUCACAAACAGGUCGUCUACGAUCUCAGCGUGUUUUCUGUGACAGGUUCAGAGUGGGUGGUGAGUUUGUCAUGUUGGGUUUGGGGGUGGGGGGGUCAGAGCUUCAGGAGCUGAGCUUCUGUAAGAACAGUCUGAGCCGCGAGACGUUCACUGCCACUGGGUCUUUCCCAGCGUCCCCCCCUCCUCCUCUCAGAUUCAGUCGACCCUGACUCAGAUGGGAUGUACUUCACAUUUUGUUAGAAACCAUGAGGGAACGAGGCUUGGUGUCCAGAAGAGUUUGUUUUUCUGUUAUUAUUAUUAUUAUUUGUUCUCAUUAUUGUUUCACUACCACCCUGUAGGUAGGAGGCGCUCUCUUCGCUUCGGCACACUCUCCCUACAGACUGUAGGAAAAUCACUUAAUAAAAAAUUACUUUUUUAUAAUAGGUAACUAUAAGACCAUCAUUACGCUGUGCGUAACGAAUGUACAGAGAAAAAAAUCGUAGGUAUUUUUUGAGGAACAAUUAAUUUGUUAAUGAUAUGUAGCUAUUUAAUUGUUUUUUUCCCCCUGUCCUUACAUUGUAAUCAUUGCAUUUUCUUUUUUUUCUUUUUUUUGUGAAAAAAGUUGAUCUUUUUUGUUAAUAGAGUGCAGGAGCACGGAAAAUGUAUGAAACCACAACGAGCCACUGGUGUCAGUGACAAUCGCUACUUCCAUUGGCCCCCGAUGUUCUGCCUUCAUUUACAUUGUGUUUGUUCGCGUGACUUCUGCGACGUCACUCGUGAGCAAAAAGAAAAGAGUUUGUUCUUCUCAGCAGGCUCUUGAUCAGUUCGCAUGUUUUGCUUCGGUGGAACAGAUCGAUGUUGCUGCCAGCCCAGUACGUCUCGUUAGCCUUUUCCAAACCAUUAACAUUUAAGUGUAAAAAAUCAACAAUAAUCACGGGCUAGCAGGCAAGUUCCAUUUCCACUACUGCAUGUCGGCACAUUGUGGCUCCUUCAGAAAAUCCUCUGAUGACUGAUUUUGGUUUACAGAUGGGAACCAAGCAACAAGGAUAAGUCUUGUUGAAUUCUGACACUGAAGCUUGGCCGAUGAAAAUCUCAAAACCUAUUUCAGCUGAUUUUGUGCUGAAGUUCUUCUGCUCCGCUGCUCGUCGGCGAGGCCGAGAGGAGCCGAGCAGCAGAUGAGCUUUGAGGAUGUCACGGUUCCCAUCUGGAGGCCAUUCAGCAUCUGUAAACACCAUGAAAAUAAAUUGUGCAGAUAAAUCAAAGAGGAGUUGCUCUUUACUCUGACUGUACCACAUUUUCCAGGUCCUUUUUUUUUUUGAAGUGGAAGUAGCAUGUACUUAGUGGUAGUAAUACUCUGAACUGUAAAAAAAAAAGAAAAGACAUUGUAUUAAGAAAACAACAGUCAAUUUGUGGCUCUGUGUCUCCUACUGAAAAGGUUUUGGCAGGCCACCUUUUUUGUACGUAAAGUAGCCUUGAUGAACAAUAAAGUGCUUUUAAACCAC
This is a messenger RNA of Hippoglossus stenolepis (Pacific halibut), 5999 nucleotides long. It is a transcript of the gene vgll4b, whose product is annotated as vestigial-like family member 4b. Lineage: Eukaryota; Metazoa; Chordata; Actinopteri; Pleuronectiformes; Pleuronectidae. The transcript has 5 exons. Gene Ontology annotation, biological process: negative regulation of DNA-templated transcription. The record is from RefSeq and is a predicted model, not a curated record. The coding region runs from base 324 to 1271 and encodes 315 amino acids. Gene Ontology annotation, molecular function: transcription coactivator binding.